Molecule: messenger RNA, 609 nt
Organism: Dendronephthya gigantea
Lineage: Eukaryota; Metazoa; Cnidaria; Anthozoa; Malacalcyonacea; Nephtheidae
Product: monocarboxylate transporter 4-like
Exons: 2
Coding region: 22-609 (195 amino acids)
Biological process (GO): transmembrane transport
Molecular function (GO): transmembrane transporter activity
Source: RefSeq, a predicted model, not a curated record
UCCUUUCAUUUCAUUUGGUACAUGUGUUUAUGUCCAGCAUGUGGUAUCUUAACUCGGUAUUUCAGUUUUCGACCAGUUGUCGUCCUAGGAAGCACUCUCUUUUGUCUUGGUCUACUACUCAGUUCAUUUGUGAAGGACAUUCCGCUGUUCUACUUAACAUAUGGCAUAAUAUUUGGCACUGGGACAUGCAUGUUAUAUAUGUCAAGCAUAAUAGUUUUGCCAUUUUGUUUCCAAAGAAAUUUAGCCGCAGCAACUGGGGUGGUAACUUCGGCAAAUGGCGGUUUCACAAUGUGGUGUGGACCGGUGUACGAAUAUCUAAUACGACAUUACGGAUGGCGUGUCACAUUAAGAAUAUUUUCAUUAUUUUUCAUUCCCUUACUGUUUGCGUGUGCCCUGUUCCCGAGCAAAAAACAAAUACCUCGUGAAAAGAAAAAUGACUUAAACAUCAGGAAAUCGUUUGGUAGAAUGUUGAGAAAUAAAGGAUUUCUACUUUGGGUGUUUCUGAUGACAUUGGUGUAUCUUGGACUCUUUGUUCCUCAGAUGCAUUUGAUGUCGUUUUGUAAAGAUGUUGGCAUACCAACUUACAUAAGCGUAUACACAUUACCUUAA